AUGCUAAAGAAUAGUGGUUAUGGUGGUCUUGACGUUGUUACUUUUGGUGCUGCCGUUGGUGUCGCCGCCGAUUCAUCCACCACCCUUUAUUCUUCUGUUUGUUCCCGUUAUGCUCAUGGCGGUUCUCGUAUUCUUGUCACUUAUGCCGGCGGAAAUGCCAAAGGCCGAGGAUGUAGCUUCUGUAUGAAAUGA
Messenger RNA from Ilex paraguariensis (yerba mate), 192 nucleotides. Lineage: Eukaryota; Viridiplantae; Streptophyta; Magnoliopsida; Aquifoliales; Aquifoliaceae. The record is from the annotation of a GenBank genome assembly.